AUGACGACCGACAAGACCCUGGAGCCUCUCUCCAAAGACGAAUUGACCAAGCUUGCCACUCUAGCCAUCGAGGCAAAGGACUAUGCAUACUGCCCAUACUCGAAUUUCCGCGUGGGUGCCAGCGUCCUCCUCUCCGACGGCACACACCACACGGGCUCGAACGUCGAGGUCGCCAGCACGCCUGUGGGGAUUUGCGCGGAGCGAUGCGCCCUGGCCCCGAUCGUGGCGUCGAUCAAGAGACCCGCGAUGCCGAUCAUUCGCGCCAUCGCUGUGAGUACCGACAUCAAUCCGCCGGCCAGUCCGUGUGGAAUGUGCAGACAGUUCAUCAACGAGUUUGCCACGACCAGGGAUCUGCCGAUCUACAUGUAUGGCAAGGAUGGGUUGAGUGAGGGGGCGGAGAUGGUGAAGAUGACCAUCGGGGAGUUGUUGCCUAUGAGUUUCGGACCGAAUGAUAUGGAUCGGAAUCGAUAG
Molecule: messenger RNA, 471 nt
Organism: Capronia coronata CBS 617.96
Lineage: Eukaryota; Fungi; Ascomycota; Eurotiomycetes; Chaetothyriales; Herpotrichiellaceae
Product: cytidine deaminase
Exons: 2
Coding region: 1-471 (156 amino acids)
Cellular component (GO): cytosol
Molecular function (GO): zinc ion binding; cytidine deaminase activity
Source: RefSeq, a predicted model, not a curated record